CCAUACUUCCUGUUGUGAGGGGUGCGGCUGGAUAUGCUGAGUUCUGAGGACUGAUUAUCCAGCAGGCUAAAAUAAGUAACGACUGACCUGUAUUAUGAAAUUAGACAAGGGAUUUCCUGAAUAUUAGCUUUGUAAACAAAUCCUGAUAUUGGUGUAAAGAGUGGCGGGGAUGCGGCUUCGGAAUGGGAAACAUUUUCGGCAGAAAGAAACGCACGACUCGAGUGACAGAGCAAGACAGAGCGAUAUUGCAACUGAAACAGCAGAGAGAUAAACUCAGGCAGUACCAGAAGAGGAUCAAUGUCCAGCUGGACAAGGAGAGGAUGCUUGCCAAGCAGCUGUUGAAGGAUGGGAAGAAAGAGAAAGCCCUCCUUUUGCUUAAGAAGAAACGCUAUCAGGACCAACUUCUGGACAAGACGGAGAACCAGAUAAGCAACCUGGAGCGCAUGGUUCAAGACCUGGAGUUUUCCCAGAUUGAGAUGAAGGUCAUUGAAGGGUUGAAGAUCGGCAACGACUGCCUGAAAAAGAUGCAUGAGGUUAUGUCCAUCGAGGAGGUGGAAAGGAUCAUGGAUGAGACCCAGGAUUCCAUAGAGUACCAGAGGCAAAUCGAUGACAUGCUGGCGGGCUCCUUGACUCAGGAGGAUGAAGACGCUGUGUUGGCUGAGCUGGAGGCCAUCACACAGGGAGACGUUGAACUUCCUGAAGUUCCAGAUGAGGCCUUACCAGAGGUUCCAGAGGCAGAGGAGGAGGAUGAGGAACCUGAGCGGAAGAAGGAGAGAGAGAAGAAGAAGCCGGAGAGAGAGAUGCUGGCUGCUUAGCACCGCUUCUAACCACCAGGGGGCGAACUGCAUACAUCGAUUAUGGGCUGCUGCAAUUUCCCAACCUCCCCAACUUCCAAAAAUCACUCUCAAAAACACACACAAACACACACAAAACACACCCAGUCUGAUUGUUUUGGUUCUUUUACUCCCUCUGAGUUCUCCUAUUCUCAUGAUGAUCUUCAGGUCUGUUUUCAUUUGACUCCCUCAGUAUGUCAAGUCAGUCGAUCAUAUCUUUCUCAUUCAUCUCGUCUCCUAUUUCUUCCUCGAUAUUUUCCUCAAUGACUCCAACAGGCUCUGAAUACAACCUCAUAGAUAUUUCAUGUACGCAUACUGUAUGUCACUUAACACUCCUUUUUUACCUCUUGGAAACUGACAAGCUGAGUGGUGGUUUUGGAGACUCCAAACCGCUUUAAAUGCUGCUCUCUCCCUAGUGUAAUUUCUUUGUGGUUUAGAUCAUCAGUAUAGUAUGAGCCUCCACUGGAUCACAGAGUGCUGCCUACUGUGGCUGGAAUCCGAUCCGGAUCCGUUUUGGGUCUGGCACCAGUUGGUUCCAAAAUUGGCCUGUAUGGAAACAAAAAAGAAUGCGCUGGAUGACCGUGUUGCGAUAAACCGAAAGACACGACUUCUCAUCAGGCUGUACAACUCGUUGGCUAAAAGCAUUUUUCUGCCUUGCUAGUUGCCUAUGUGUGCCAUUUAUACCAACCCCCCCCCCCCCGCCCCAACACACACACACACACUUACCCCCUCUCUGUCCUGUCUGUGAGAUGAUGCGCGCACGCGUGUGCGUGUGCGUGUGUGUGUGUGUGUACGUACAUGUGUCACUGGCGAAAGGGCUAAUCCUAUUGUCAGCAGGCUUAUUUUCAGUCCACUAGAUUGUCUACGGAGGUAUUCGGGAAGAUGUUCCUUGGAGAUUAGAGCUUGAUAGAUUCUGGGAUGUGUCGUCGUCGUGGUGCAGAGCUGUUCUCUUUUGGACUCACUCUCUGCCUCUCUCUUGCUAUCUACCUUUUGGUUUACUCUAUCUAUCAUUUGUUUGAUCUCUUCUAUUUCUGUCUUCCAUUCCCCUUUUUGAAUGCUCUUUAAAUUUUCUGCACAUAUCAGGGUGUAGGGCGACUCUGGUUGUCAGACAAUUAUCAUGAUGAAGACACGUUUCAAAAACAGCAUAAUCCCAAGAAUAAUGUCCUAUCUGAUGUGGUUUUAUUAGAUUGAUUCUGAUGAGCUCUGCUUCUGAGUGUACAAACCUAUUAGAAAUCAUUUCAUGUAAAAUCAGAUGAGUGUUGCUGUGUCAAGUCAUGCUGCCACCUGACAUUAGAAAAACAGAAGAACUUAAGAACUGAAUGGUUUCCUUAUGGUUUUGUAAGGUGUUCCUUUUUUUUGUUAUUUUCGGAAAAUAAAAAGGUAUUUUAACUUUUAA
Molecule: messenger RNA, 2229 nt
Organism: Alosa sapidissima (American shad)
Lineage: Eukaryota; Metazoa; Chordata; Actinopteri; Clupeiformes; Clupeidae
Gene: chmp6b
Product: charged multivesicular body protein 6b
Exons: 8
Coding region: 183-815 (210 amino acids)
Biological process (GO): vesicle budding from membrane; late endosome to vacuole transport via multivesicular body sorting pathway
Cellular component (GO): multivesicular body; ESCRT III complex
Source: RefSeq, a predicted model, not a curated record